This is a messenger RNA of Cantharellus anzutake, 3437 nucleotides long. RefSeq names its product CRM1 C terminal-domain-containing protein. The coding region runs from base 177 to 3437 and encodes 1086 amino acids. The transcript has 21 exons. Lineage: Eukaryota; Fungi; Basidiomycota; Agaricomycetes; Cantharellales; Hydnaceae. The record is from RefSeq and is a predicted model, not a curated record. Gene Ontology annotation, biological process: ribosomal small subunit export from nucleus; ribosomal large subunit export from nucleus; protein export from nucleus. Gene Ontology annotation, molecular function: nuclear export signal receptor activity; small GTPase binding. Gene Ontology annotation, cellular component: nucleus; cytoplasm.
GUUUGUUCAGUGGCAGCAUAUUCUUCCGUCGGAGACGCGUUUAUCUUGUUUUCCUCACCUCUUUCCGCUGCCACUCGUGACUUCUCGUGUCUGAUACUUUAUCGAACAUCUCCACUCCUUGUUCUUUGGAUAUCGAGACAUCUCUCGUAACCUAACGAAUUCGAUUACUCAUCUUCAUGGAGGCCGUUCUCGACUUCUCAAAGGAAACAGAUGUGGCGCUUUUGGAUGAAGUCGCCAACGCGCUCUAUUUCCGUGUUGGAGACGAGCAAAAAAGGGCCCAACAGAUAAUGACACAAUUUCAGGAGCACCCUGACGCGUGGCAACGUGUUCCGGAGAUCAUCGAGCGAACCCAAGUUCCACAGAACAAAUACUUGGGACUCAGUAUCUUGGACAAACUUGUUCAAACACGAUGGAAAGCCGUUCCGGAGGACCAGCGGCAAGGUAUCAGGAACUUCGUCGUAACCACCACUUUAAGCGUAGCGGCAGACGAAGAGAGCAUGCGGCGGCAGAAGGUCUAUUUGGACAAGCUAAAUCUUUUGCUGGUUCAGAUCUUAAAGCAAGAGUGGCCCCAUAAUUGGCCAACUUUCAUCACGGAGAUUGUCGCGUCAUCGAAAACCUCGCUAUCUUUGUGUGAAAAUAACAUGGUUAUCUUGAGAUUGUUGUCCGAGGAGAUCUUCGACUUUUCAGCUGAAUCCAUGACACAAGAGAAAAUCAAGAAUCUGAAAAAUUCUCUAUGCGGAGAGUUCAGCGAUAUUUUCCAGUUGUGUCUGGAGGUCUUAGAGAAAGCGCAGAAACCCUCACUUAUUCGGAAGACACUGGAGACUCUCCUCCGCUUCCUUAACUGGAUUCCGCUGGGCUUUAUCUUUGAAACUUCCAUCAUUGAUCAAUUGCUUAACCGUUUCCUCGAACCCCCCGAGUUCCGUAACAUCACUCUCAAAUGUUUGUCUGAGAUAGCAGCUCUUACCGUUGGUCCUGAGUACGACCCCCAAUUCGUCAUCCUGUUUACCAUGGUCAUGACUGCUGUGAACAAAAUGAUUCCGCCGUCAACAGAUAUUGCCCGCGCCUAUGCUAGCUCUGGUGACCGCGAUCAAGAGCUUAUUCUCAAUCUGGCUCUCUUUUUGUCCAACUUCCUCGGGAAUCAUCUUCGAGCUAUCGAAAAUAGGGAACACAAUGAUGUCCUCCUCAACGCUCAUCUCUACAUGGUCAAGAUUUCCACAGUCGACGAGCGGGAAAUAUUUAAAAUCUGUUUGGAAUAUUGGUCCAAGCUCGUCUCGGAGCUUUACGAUGAGAUACAGAGUCUUCCCAUGGCUGAUAUCGUCAGUAUCCACUUGGGUGUAUCUACCGGUGUACCGAUGGGGGUGAACUUGAGGAAAAACAUCUAUGCUGAUGUUCUCUCGAACCUGCGACUGGUCAUGAUUGAGAAGAUGGUCAGACCAGAAGAGGUCUUGAUCGUGGAAAAUGACGAAGGUGAAAUUGUUCGCGAAUUCCUGAAGGAGGUGGAUACCAUUGUGUUGUACAAGCAAAUGCGACUGGUGUUGGUAUUGUUGACGCACUUGGACGUUGUGGACACCGAAAAUAUCCUUCUGGAUAAGCUUGCAAAACAGGUGGAUGGGUCCGAAUGGUCAUGGAACAAUAUCAACACCUUAUGCUGGGCCAUUGGUUCAAUAGCCGGCGCCAUGAAUGAGGACACGGAGAAACGAUUUCUUGUCACUGUGAUUAAAGAUCUUCUAGGGCUCACCGAAAUGAAAAAAGGGAAGGACAACAAGGCUGUUGUCGCAUCCAACAUCAUGUACAUUGUCGGCCAGUAUCCACGAUUCUUGAAAGCCCAUUGGAAGUUCCUUAAAACAGUGGUCAACAAAUUAUUCGAGUUCAUGCACGAAACACAUGAAGGUGUCCAGGACAUGGCAUGUGAUACGUUCAUCAAGAUAGCGCAGAAGUGUCGUCGGCACUUUGUCAUGCAGCAGGCUGGCGAAGUCGAGCCUUUUAUAGACGAGCUUCUAAGGAAUCUGCAUAGAACCACUGUCGACUUGUCACCAGCACAGGCAAGCUUUGCAUUUGUUCACACCUUCUACGAAGCCGUGGGUUAUAUGAUCUCUGCACAGCCGAACAAGCCUGUUCAGGAUAAAUUAGUCGCCAAACUCAUGGAGAUGCCUAAUAAUGCCUGGGAUUCUUUAAUGGCGCAAGCUGCCAGCGGAGGGGUAGAAGUACUCAGUAACACGGAGAAUCUAAAGAUUCUCUCGAAUGUGUUGAAGACCAACGUAUCCGCCGCAAAGAGUGUCGGCCAAUUCUUCACACCUCAAUUAGGACGGAUAUAUAUGGACAUGCUGGGCUUGUACAGAGCCGUUAGCUCCAUCAUUAGUGAGACUGUUGCAACACAAGGGCUUGUUGCUACCAAGACCCCAAAGGUCCGUUCGCUAAGGACCAUUAAAAAGGAGGUUUUGAAACUUGUGGAUGUGUAUGUCAGCAACACUGAAGACCUCGAGUCCGCAAACACAAACCUAAUGCCAGCCUUGUUCGAGGCCAUUCUGGACGAUUACAACCGGAAUGUUGCCCCAGCUCGUGACGCAGAGGUGCUUAAUGUCAUGAUUACGAUUGUCUCGAAAUUAGAAAGCCUCCUUACCCCCCAAAUACCAGCCAUCCUUGACGCCGUAUUCCAAAGUACCUUAUCCAUGAUUAGUGAAGAUUUCUCUGAGUACCCUGAGCACCGACUGGCGUUCUUCAAAUUGCUCCGGGCUAUCAACCUGAAAUGUUUCCCCGCCCUCCUGACGUUACCGCCGGCAGAGUUUAAGCUUAUUAUGGAUAGUGCUGUGUGGGCCAUUAAACACACGAUGCGUGAUAUUUCGGAGAUUGGUCUUGGACUCGCGAACGAGAUAAUAGACAACUUCGCAGUUAGCGAACCGAAUAUUUCGAACGCAUUCUUCCAGCAGUAUUUCCUGAGCUUGCUUCAAGAUAUCUUCUUCGUCCUCACCGACACUGACCACAAGAGCGGUUUCAAACAGCAAAGUAUCGUUCUUGCGCGGAUGUUCCAAUUAGUAAUGACCGGCCAACUCAAUGCCCCCCUGUUUGAUCCUGCAACUGUCGGGAAUUCAUCAAUGACCAAUCAGGAGUUCUUGAAAAUGUACACCGCCAACCUUUUGAAGACGGCCUUCCCACACCUUGCAAAGCUGUCACCUGGAUCCUCAUCACCCCAAAGCGCUCAAGUGCAAGCAUGUGUGUUACAAAUGGCCGAAUUCCACGGCGACCCCAACAAGUUCAAGUUAGCACUACGAGAUUUCUUGGUGCAAUUGAAGGAAUUCUCGGGAGAUAAUGCAGAUCUUUUCAUUGACGAAAAGGAGGCUGAAGCAAAACUCAAAGCUGAGGCUGAGCUUCAAGCCGCAUCACGAAUCCCUGGCAUGCUUAAGCCUUCGCAGAUCCGGCCAGAAGACGAAGAUCUAUGA